Harmonia axyridis is the source of this 1903-nucleotide messenger RNA. RefSeq names its product lysophosphatidylcholine acyltransferase. The transcript has 10 exons. The record is from RefSeq and is a predicted model, not a curated record. NCBI's taxonomy places the organism in Eukaryota, Metazoa, Arthropoda, Insecta, Coleoptera, Coccinellidae. The coding region runs from base 166 to 1680 and encodes 504 amino acids. Gene Ontology annotation, molecular function: calcium ion binding.
CAUUCGUCAACGACACAGUUUCCCUGUUCGAUUUUCCCGUUCAUUCUGUGUGUGUAUAUCCAACGAUGAAAGGUACUCGCUGUCAUUUGCAUUCGAAGUAGCGCUCUAUUUGGUUGAAUGCCGGAAAACUGAGAUUUGAGUUUUUUCCGGAGAAAAACCGAAAAAAUGAAUAUUAAUGGUGCCCUUGAUACUAAGACGGACUGUGCCAACGGAAAAUUGCUUAAUCCUUUUGUGCAUCACUUAGAGUUGGAUACUACUUACGAGAAAAUCAAAACAGCACUGCUCACCAUCAUCCUCCUGCCUAUAAGAGUAGUCGUCAUAUGUUGUUUUCUGGUAGCUGGUUGGUUAGUUGCCACUGCAGGACUAUGGGGACUAUCAGAAGAAGAAUUAAUGGAAAAACCUUUGACAGGAUGGAGAAGCCACCUGAAAGUGUUGCUGGCUCACCUGAUUCGUAUUAUAUUCAUUAUUGGCGGUUUUCGACUCAAAAUAAUAGGGGACCUAUUCAAAAGGGAGGUAGCCCCUGUGAUAGCUCUAGCUCCCCAUUCGUCAUUCGUGGAUAGCUUGGCUAUAGUCUAUAUGGGCGGACCAUCCAUUGUGGCCAAAGGAGAAACAGGCAAUAUUCCGUUAUUUGGAAAACUCAUCAAUUUCACCCAGCCAAUUUAUGUGUUCCGAGAUGACCCGAACUCUAGACACAAUACCAUCAAAGAGAUCAUAAAGAGAGCGACUUCCAAAAUGGAUUGGCCACAAAUACUGAUCUUUCCUGAAGGCACCUGUACAAAUAGAUCGUGUCUGAUUACCUUCAAACCUGGUGCAUUUUAUCCCGGUGUUCCUGUACAACCUGUGUGCAUCAGGUAUCCCAAUAAAAUAGACACGGUUACGUGGACUUGGGAUGGACCAGGGGCCUUGAAACUACUUUGGCUGACGCUGACAAGACCUUAUAGCUAUUGCGAAAUAGAGUUUUUACCAGUAUAUACCCCUAAUGAAGAAGAGAGGAGAGAUCCUAAAUUAUAUGCUAAUAAUGUACGGAAAGUCAUGGCCAAAGCAUUAGGUAUACCAGUCUCGGAUUAUACUUACGACGAUUGUAAAUUACUGACCAAGGCUAAAGAGAUGAACCUUCCCCAUGCGACUUCCAUAGUGGAUCUUCAAAAGUUGAGACAUAGUUUAGGAAUGGCCAGUACAUCUCAAGAGGAGGCUCUGGUUGAAUGUAGGACGAAUUUGGACCUCUCGAAGGUUUCCUAUAACGAGUUCACGAGUUUAUUGAAUAUUCCAUCUAUGGAGAUAUCGACGAAGCUGCUCUAUUCUAUUUUCAAUAAGGAUGAAUAUGGUCAUAUUGACAUGAGGGAAUAUCUCUUGAGUACCCUCGCUAUAAACCGGACAACAAGUGAAGCAGUGAAUAUUGCUUUCAAAAUAUACGACCAAAGUGGUCAAGGAAGACUGACAUUAGAAGAUUUCAAAAAAGCAGUACACUAUACACUUGCGCUCACCGAAGAUACAGCAACAGAAAUAUUCCAUCAAAUGGAUAUAAACAAACUGGGAUACGUUACCUUCAAUAGUUUUAUACUCUACGCUGAAGGAAAACCCGAGCUUGAAAAUGUAUUAUAUAGAAGUAAAGAAGAAAAAUUCGUCAGGAAACAUGGACAAUUCUGCCCAUCAGAAGAUUAUGGAAAAAAGAGAGAUUGACCUUUUCAAAUAUUACAUUUAUAAUGAGGUUACUUCCGCAUUAUCUACCUACCUAAAUUUUUCGAAAUAUUUCGAAAAUUUUUCUCCCUGAUGUUCUACGGUAUUCCAACAUGAACUAAUGAACCAACUGAAUGUUUAUGUAUUUGUUAUUGUAUUCAUGAAAGUGAUAUAGAGAGUGUCAUUUAAUUUAUUGUUAUUUAAAAAGAAAUUAUUCAUUGAUUAA